Archocentrus centrarchus (flier cichlid) is the source of this 2273-nucleotide messenger RNA. It is a transcript of the gene dram2b, whose product is annotated as DNA-damage regulated autophagy modulator 2b. The transcript has 8 exons. Gene Ontology annotation, cellular component: lysosome. Gene Ontology annotation, biological process: photoreceptor cell maintenance; regulation of autophagy. Bases 220 to 1050 code for a protein of 276 amino acids. Lineage: Eukaryota; Metazoa; Chordata; Actinopteri; Cichliformes; Cichlidae. The record is from RefSeq and is a predicted model, not a curated record.
UUGCGAGUGAGGAACACGGACGUUGUAGGCGCAUUUAAAAGUUUAUAUUUUGAAUAGGAGUCGGCCACUUUUCCGACGAUUAACGGCGGUCACCGGCGGUCUGAGCGGCUGGUUCGGUUUUGCAAAGGCGUGAUUGGAGCAGUUUUGUCGGCGGAGCAGGUUCAUGGUCGCUGCGGGACUCGAAUAACGCCAGGGUGAAGCAGCAACAGUGAGGACACCAUGUGGUGGUUCCAGCAGGGUCUGUGCUUCCUGCCCGCUGCUCUGGUCAUCUGGACGGCCGCGUCCUUCAUCUUUGCUUACAUCACAGCGGUGGUGUUGAGACACGUGGAUCCUUUUGUGCCGUACAUCAGUGACACAGGAACGAUGGCGCCAGAGAGGUGUGUGUUUGGCAUCAUGUUGGACGUGUCUGCCUUUUUAGGAAUAGCCACGAUGUACGUGCGUUACAAACAGGUGGAGGGUCUGUUGGGUGAGGACGACUUCAAACUCCUCAGGCUGAACUGCAUCGGGCUCUGGCUGGGCUGGACCAGCUCCUUCGGCAUGUGCGUGGUGGCAAACUUCCAGAAGACGACGCUGUUCUACAUGCACCUCGUGGGGGCAAUUCUCACCUUUGGGUUCGGGGCUCUUUACAUCAUCGUUCAGACGCUGCUCUCGUACUACAUGCACCCUCACAUCCACAGCAGGACCGUCUACCUGGCGCGCCUCGGUAUCGGGGCCUGGACCUUGGGCAGCAUCAUCAGCAUGUUUAUAUCUUCAGUCAUCAUGUACACCAGUCUGAUUGGAGUGGACGUUCCUCGCAAACUCCACUGGACUCCCGGCGAGACGGGUUACACGGCUCACAUUGUCAGCACAGUGUCAGAGUGGUUUCUGGCCUUCUCCUUCAUCAGCUUCUUCUUAACCUACAUCAGAGAUUUUCAGAAAAUAACUCUGCGAGCAGAAGUCGACCUGCAGAGCAGCCACCUGUAUGACUCGACUCACAGACGCAUCGCUGCGUCACAUCACAACAAGCGUGCACCUUCUGAAGCGUCUCCACUGCUGGCGGGAGCAACAUGAUGAGCAGCGUGGCCUUCACCAACCCCCCCCCCCCUUUUUUUUUUAAACAUUAAAUUUAAAGGCAUUUUAUAAAAGUAUUAUGACAGCUGCGGUGGCUCUUACAGGGUCAGAACACACAUAUGUGUCCUCCUUCUUAUGAUACUGUAAUAUGCAGUCAGAUAUUAAGGUUUGACACUUAUGCUCAAGGUUUCUUCCUCUGCCUCUAUGACGUGAAAGUGAAUUUAGCUGCUCACGGCAUUAAAAACCAUUAAAUCAGAGUCCUAAAAGCAGCGAGACGUUAUAAUAAACACAGCACACCCACACCUGUGUGCAUUUAUGGUCCCCCCCAAAACUCUUUGGUGGAGAAAGAACUGUCUAAAGAGAAACUACAUGAAACCCGUCUGACUGGAGAGAUGAUACUGACAGGAGAGAUUUGUGUGUGUGUGUGUGUGUGAUCUGACCCUGUAAAUGUGAUGCUUUUACACUAUUCUGUCAAACCAUGUAAUCUCUCUGCACUUUGCUCUUUAAAAAAAAAAAAAAAUUAUUUGUGCUGAUUUAUAAAAAUUGUUACUGCUGUUCCUUCACGAGUCUGUGGGAGCCGUUUAAAUCUGAGCCAGUUUUUUGGAGUCGAGCCGCCGGCUCGUUGAGGUCAGCAAACAGUUUUCCCGACUUUAAACUGUCAUUUAACUGAAAUAAGUUUAUCUGCAUGCUGGGUGGGUUUUUUUUUUCAUGCAGCAAAUGUAAAGGUGUUAAAACAUUCCUACAGAAAGACUAAAAACUGUAACUUUAUAACUCACUUUCUUAUAGAUUAGCACAUUUUUUAAAAGGAUUUUAAGCUUUCCAAAGUCAGUCCACUUUACCUGUUGGAACAUUUGUCAUUUACAGCUGCUUUAAAGGUGCGCUGUUGAGGAAAAAUUGUUUACUGUCAUGUUAAAGUCCAAACCACUCUGUUUACUAUUUUUUAAACCUUAAUGAUAUUACCUUUAAAUAUCCUCCUGGCACACUACAGACGACACCUCCCCUGCUGCCAGUUACCUGAGAACUACUCAUACAGAUAUGUAUUCAAGUAACAAGCUUCUAAUUUUUCACCCCGUUUCUGUGCUGUGAUGUUUGCUGGUAUCUGUUGUACAUUUUCACAUGAAGACUAACAAAGAUGCACUUAUGUUUCAGUGCUUUACAGACAUGUAAACUGCAGUUUUAUCUAUGCGAAUAUUUUGAUAUUAAAUAAACACACUGUGGAGCCG